Molecule: messenger RNA, 1403 nt
Organism: Phoenix dactylifera (date palm)
Lineage: Eukaryota; Viridiplantae; Streptophyta; Magnoliopsida; Arecales; Arecaceae
Biological process (GO): endoplasmic reticulum calcium ion homeostasis
Cellular component (GO): endoplasmic reticulum membrane; cytoplasm
Molecular function (GO): calcium channel activity
Source: RefSeq, a predicted model, not a curated record
CGAUGCCGAUUCCAUUCCUCGAUCGCAACCCCACGAAGAGGGAAGAGAAUAGCGGGGAAGAGGACCCGGGAGACCAAGAGAUCCCAUGGCGACGGCCCUCUCCUCGUUCCGCUACGGCGACAGCCUCGUGGUGGUGGGGAUCUCCGUAUGCACCGCCUUCCUCUGCGAGGGCAUCUCCUGGCUCCUCAUCUACCGCACCUCCACCUACAAAUCCCUCCGCUCCUCCAUCGACAAGGCCUCCAAGAAGCUCGAAUCCAUGAAAUCCACCUCCUCCUCCUCCGCCGCCGCGACCUCCGGCGCCGCUGCCGGGGCCCCCGCUGCCUCCUCCAAGAAGCCCUCCUCCCGGGCCAAGAAGAUGGACCGGGUCGAGACCAGCCUCAAGGAGUCCACCCGCGACCUCUCCCUCUCCAAGUUCAAAUCCGGUGCCGUCGUCGCCGGUGUCCUCUUCGUCGUGUUCGGUCUCCUCAACUCUCUGUUCGAGGGCCGGGCCGUGGCGAAGCUCCCCUUCUCGCCGAUCCCUUUGGUGCUGAAGAUGAGCCACCGAGGGCUUCCGGGAACCGAUCCCACUGAUUGUUCCAUGGUCUUUCUUUACUUCCUUUGCUCCAUUAGCAUCCGGACUAAUCUCCAGAAGUUCUUGGGGUUCUCGCCCCCGAGAGGGGCCGCCGGGGCCGGGCUCUUCCCCAUGCCUGACCCCAAGAUCAGUUGAUCAUAGGAAUAUGAUGAUUUCGAUUCAAGGUUUAGAGCCUGAAUACCAUCAGAAGGAGCGCACUCUCUCUCUAUAUGCACACGCACAAACAUCUGUCUUGGGAGGUCAUGUUCAGCAGUGGUCAUACAACCAUUAUACAGAGCUUGAAUCUUUGAUUGUGUUGUUAGUUGGCAUUUCUUUAUUAGUCCGGGAGGAGUUGGUGGAUUUCCUUUCAAGUUGCUUAAGGUUGGGGGCAUUGCGUUUAUGCAUCAAAAGCAUGGGAACAUUAGAAGAAUAGACUUAUGGAUCUGAUAACAACUAUAGAGUUCACUCAUCAUGAAGAGAUAAAGAACAGUGUAACCUUCCCAUUGAUUCUGUGAACUUAUUCAAUAUAUUAGUAACAUAACUGCAACCUUGGCAAUUAGUUUCUGUAAGAUAAUAUUGAAUAUGGGAUAACAAUUCCACUGGAUUUUAUUAAGGUUAUUUUUAUGCUUUCCUGUGGGUGUAAUACUUAAGGGCUAAGAGGCAAAUUACAUGGUCAGUACAGUCAAUGUAAAGCAAGCUGUUGAGUUGGUGAGGUGCAAUUUUCUUUUAUGAUGUACAUUGCUAUAUCUGACUAGUAAGGCAUUGCAACAAGGCAGGCAAAACAAUUUAAUUUUAGUUGCUUUGCAGAUGUAAGACAAAUGAAAGCUAACUAUUUGGUAUUUUUGGCAUUUUA